Arabis nemorensis is the source of this 1551-nucleotide messenger RNA. The record is from the annotation of a GenBank genome assembly. Lineage: Eukaryota; Viridiplantae; Streptophyta; Magnoliopsida; Brassicales; Brassicaceae.
AUGCCAAGGCAUUUUAAACAUACAGAUAAGGAGAGGGGCCACGCUCUCUGCCAUGUCCAAGGCUCUUUCAAAUUGGAAGGCCUUCCCGUUGCAAGGCCAGGAGAGGUCCUAGGGUUGAUUGGAAGAAAUGGUAUUGGGAAAUCAACUACUCUCAAACUUUUGGCUGGAAUACUCCAACCGAAUUUUGGCCACUUGGAUAAGCCUACCCACUUGCAAGAAAUUCUGUCGCUCUUCCCCAACAAAGAGCUUCGACACUACCUCAACCAGAUUCUACUAGGGAAACUAAAGGUCGUUAUGAAGCCACAACAUUUCAAAGACAUGGAAGGCUCUACUACCGCUCCUAAUCUGAGGAGCCUGCUUGGCAAGUACGACAGCAAGAUGGAAGAGAUUUGCCAUGAGCUGGAGCUGAAGGAGUUACUCGACAAGCCUUUCAGAAAAUUAACUCAUGGACAGCUGCAGAGGGUUAUGAUCGCUGCAGUUGCCUCAGAGGAAGCCGAUGUAUACAUAUUUGACGAACCAUCUUGUUUCCUCGACGUGAGGGAAAGGUUCAUAGCUGCCCGAGUUAUACGUAAUCUCCUCACCAGAGACAACUACGUGAUUGUUUCGGACAAUGACCUUAGUCUCCUCGACUAUUUGUCAGAAACCAUUUACUGUUUGCAUGGGAAACCAGGAGCAUGCGGUCUCCUUUCUCGCUCCUAUAAUGCCAGAGAUGGACUCCACAUGUUCUUGACCGGGUUUGAUAGCAUUACAAGUUUGCGUAUUAGGGAUGAUUCUCUCAUCUUUCAGUUUCCUCAUUCUCCGCCCCGAGUAACCGGUUCACGUUUUGGAUUUAGAAAACUCAGUUACGGACCCAUGACGAGAACUGUGCUCGGACAAAACGGUACAGGGAAGUCCACCUUCAUCCGAAUGCUGAUUUCUCUUGGACUACCUGAUCAGGCCAGCGUGGGGAGGAGUAUGGAGCGUACAGUCAGACGAUUGCCAAAUUUGGAGUUCCAUUGGUCCGAGGGUAAUCUAUUUGCAUCGCAAGUGAUGAAACCGCUUCAGAUUGACCAGUUGAUGGAUCGAAAAGUGUCAUCACUCUCCCCCGGAGAAUUGCAGAGAGUCACCAUAGCCGUCUGCUUGGGGAGGCACGCAGUUGUCUACCUGAUUGAUGAGCCAAGUGCGCAUUUGGACGCAGACGAGAGAGUCAAUGUCGCAAUAGCCAUAAAGCGGCGCAUGUUAAGCAUGACGGCUACCGCGAUUGUUGUGGAGCAUGACUUUAUGAUGGCGACCUAUUUGGCAGACCAAGUCAUUUUGGCAGAAAGAAGAGUGGGAUCAAACUUUUGUUUUAUUAACUCUCCAUGCUCACUGUCCGAAGGGAUGAACAAAUUCUUAUCGCAGCAGCUUGAUAUCAUCACAUGCAGACAGGAUCCUAAUGACUUCAUCUUGACACCGAGGAUCAACAAAUUAAGGUCGCUCAGUGAAUCCGAGCAAAAGUUGUCAGGCCAGUACUACGAAGAGAGGGAACGUCCUAGAUUUUAUUUCCCAGCAGAAAUAAGAUUAAGAUUCUAG